Molecule: messenger RNA, 1062 nt
Organism: Formica exsecta
Lineage: Eukaryota; Metazoa; Arthropoda; Insecta; Hymenoptera; Formicidae
Product: transmembrane protein 170A
Exons: 3
Coding region: 370-771 (133 amino acids)
Source: RefSeq, a predicted model, not a curated record
UAAAUCUCUGACGUAACUUUACUGACAAAUUAUAGACUGCGCACUGCGUUCGGUUGGCAACAGCCAACCAAAUAACAUCGAACAAUGUCAAAUUUGACAACUGAACACAGAAAUUUUUUAAUUCCUUCCAUUAUUUUCCGUCUCAUUUUAUAAAGGAUGUAUAUCCAUUUGUAUGAUUAUCAUUAUCGCUGUUUCUCGUGUGUCAUAACAGUGAUAAUAGUCAAUAACUCCGGAAUAAUUUCUUAACGAUGCAUCGACAUAACCUCAUCAACAAUUGUCAAACUAUAAAGGGAGCGAAAAUUUACGAAAAAAUUCGUAUGUGUCGCAAAUAGAGACGAUUGGAAAAGUUUCUUUCUCAUCGAUGCCCAUAUGGAUGUGCAAACGGAUAUCAAUUCACUGCGACCGCAAAUGGCAUUACGAAAUGUGAACUCUGGCAACAUAUUCAAUACACCUUUGACAUCAUUCGCAGAGAUGUGGUAUCAAAUAUUUCUAUGGGCCCUAUUCUCUUCAAUAUUUGUGCACACAAUCGCUGGCGCGAUUUGUUUUGCUACUUUGCGACAGCACAAAUACGGCAAAUUUUUUCCGCUGCUUAUCAUAAUAAUGGGUGUAUUGCUACCAUUGACAUCGGGUGUUGUUAGUUCGGCGGCAGUUGCAUUUGUGUACAGAGCGUCCGGUUAUCAAAUGCCUCCUUUGUAUGCAUUGUUUUGGGGUAUUGGACAGACCGUGGUUCCAGUAUGUGUUGGAUUCACACGAAUCUUAGCGACUUUGUAACCCAAUGUUACAAGAACUACAUUUGUGAUAUUUAUCUGUAUAUACAAGAACGAUGAUCAAGUGUCUUCUAAGUUAUAUAUAUAUACAAAAUUAUGUACAUACAUAUGUAUAGGUAAGUUUAUCAAUGUAUAUCUAGUUACCUUCGCAUCCAUUAUCGAACUGAUUGUAAAAAAUGAUAAAAAAUGAAGUUUUAUUGAAAGAUAAAUAUUAGGAGGAUUUUGUAAUGAAAAACAAAUGCAUUUAUCGUCCAUCAUAGUGAAAGCGUCAUGGUAUCAAUAAAUUAGUUCUCAU